Messenger RNA from Clunio marinus, 1012 nucleotides. The record is from the annotation of a GenBank genome assembly. NCBI's taxonomy places the organism in Eukaryota, Metazoa, Arthropoda, Insecta, Diptera, Chironomidae.
CAUUCCCCUGAGCCAAGUUUACUGUAAACACGAAUUUCAAUUUCUCUGUUUUGAGAUAAAAUUUAAAUCUCAGUGCUGUGAUGAAAAGUCUUUUUAUAAAGUUUGUUGCAUCAGCGAAAAAUUAUUAAUUUUUUUAUAUUUAAUCAAAGGCUCUUCAUGUUUGUAAAUCAUAUGACAACACAAAGUCAUCAGAAUGGAUGGAAACAUAAAGAUAAGAGCUUGAAAAAAUGGACUGGAUUAUCUGAUGAUAUUUCAUCUCAGAUACAAUGCAUUAGCACGCAAUUCAUUCGAUGCAAAUUACGUGCAAAUGGUUUGAUGUCACGAAAGGUUUCGAUGACAAUAAAUGUCUUACCACAUGCCACAGUUCGUCAAAUGCAUCAUAUCUUAGUCAUUAUAAAUCGUAUGUCUUUAGAACUUGAACGUUUACAUCCUCGAAUUUUCUGUAACGUAACAAUUCCUGAACCUGAAGUUGCUCCAAUCAUCAUCGAAAAUGUGGGAAAGAAUCUCUUUAAGCACAAUGAUAUUACUUGGGGAAAGAUUAUAAGCUUUCUAACAAUCUCAUCGGCUAUCGCUGCCGACUGUGUUAAAGCCGGACAGUCUGAUAUGAUCCAAUCAAUUAUUGACACUGUUUACACGAUUCUAGCAGCUGAAACGGGAACAUGGAUAGAGAAGGAAGGCGGAUUUAGUACUUUGAGUGAUUAUAUUCGUCCUAUUGGAAGUGAACAUAUCAGUUUCCUUGGAUUCCUUACAAUCAUGGUUGGAUUUCUCCUAACCGUUCAAUUCGUUUGGGCAGUCUUUAAACAUUUAAGCAAGCAAAUUCUGAACAUUAUGUGAUCUUUUAUACUUCAUUUAUAUCUUUAUACUUUUGAAAAGAGAAUCUUAUUUUGUUUAUCUUAAUUCUGUUGACAUUUCUUAUUCGUGACGGUGUAAAUAAAACUGUUAAUUGAUUCUUAAUGAAUUUCUGAUGAAUCAUUUCUUGUUUUUUUUAAGUAAGCAAUGUUGUCAUCUUUUC